This is a messenger RNA of Protopolystoma xenopodis, 477 nucleotides long. NCBI's taxonomy places the organism in Eukaryota, Metazoa, Platyhelminthes, Monogenea, Polystomatidea, Polystomatidae. The record is from the annotation of a GenBank genome assembly.
GUUGAUCUCGACUUGGGUCAAGGAGGAGUGUACGAAAACCAACCAAUUCGACUGCCCAACGUUAUCCGUCAUGGUGAACUGGAGGGUUCUGAGCCAGUUAUUGAUCUGUCUCAGGCGAAUACAGUACGCGUCGGCCUUGAGCGCAUCAAGGCGCUUCAGGAGGAGAAGAAAAACUGGAAAGGUGAAAAUAGGCAGAACGUUUGUCGAGGGAUUGGCUUCACUUUCCUGCUCAUGGGAAUCAUGACAACUACUAUGACAGACGACUUCGGACUAGGUGCGUUCUACAUGGUCGUCAAAGAGACGAGUUCGUAUCUUGUUUUUCAGCAGAACGUUUGUCGAGGGAUUGGCUUCACUUGUCUCUUUGACGAGUUCGUAGCUUGGUGCCGCAGAAUGGCAAGUCUCACUGAUGAUGCCGACUACGAUGCCGGCGAAACGUCUGAGAAUGUAUCAAGUCCACAGGAUGGCAAGGCUCACUGA